UGCUGCAGCAAUGCACUCGAGCCAAAUCUAUUGCAAAUAUCUUAAAACUAGCAACAGUUCUGCGAUUUUGUGCUCAGGGAUCGUACCAACUGAGUAUUGGGAAUGAAAAUAUGCUUGGGCUUGCGCAGCCCACGGUGUCUGUGGUGAUAUCAGAAGUGCUUGAUGUUUUGGAAAAUUUCAUUUGCCAAAGAUGGAUAAAAUUCAUCUACACAGGGGUUGAACUGCAACAAGCGAAAGCACAUUUUUACAGCAAAAGCAGAAUUCCAGGAAUAAUCGGCUGUGUUGAUGGGACGCACAUUAAAAUUGUCGCUCCCAAGAAGGAAUUCCAGCAUUUAUAUUACAACAGAAAAGGAUUCUUCAGCAUUAAUGCUAUGGUUGUUUGUGAUCACACAAUGAAAAUAAGAUACAUAAAUCCAAAAAAUCCGGGAGCGACACAUGAUUCCAUGGUUUUUCAUAUGUCAUCAUUGAAAGCACACUUAGAACAGCAACAUCAUAAUGGUAUUCGUAAUACUUGGCUACUGGGUGAUGCUGGUUACGCUCUAAAACCAUAUUUGAUGACGGCGUUCAGAAAUUCCGAGGAAGGAUCUCCUCAAAGAACAUACAACAAACAACAUGCAAAAGCCAGAAAUAUUAUAGAGCGAACAAUCGGAGUUUUAAAAAAUAGAUUCAGAUGUUUAUUGCAGGCGAGAGCUCUUCAUUACACUCCAAAGAAAGCUACACAAAUAAUAAAUGUGUGCGCAGCUUUGCACAACAUUUGUCAAUUCUAUGAUGUAGGNAACAUUUGUCAAUUCUAUAAUGUAGAAAUACCCGACGGAGAAGAGUUUUCAAAUGAGCCUCACGACGAUGAUGCCGGAGUCGUUGAGAUGGAAUCAAUUGAGAAUUCAGAAGCAGAAGACAUCAGAAAUGAAAUUUUAAGAACCUUGUAA
Messenger RNA from Rhagoletis zephyria (snowberry fruit fly), 926 nucleotides. RefSeq names its product putative nuclease HARBI1. NCBI's taxonomy places the organism in Eukaryota, Metazoa, Arthropoda, Insecta, Diptera, Tephritidae. The record is from RefSeq and is a predicted model, not a curated record.